UCCCGAGACCAUCCCGCGUGGGAACCUCCAGGUGACACCAACUUGAAUGCUGUAGUCGUCCUUCCCCGCCGACAGUCUGGAGUAGCAGAAUGAAUACACUAUGUACGUCCCAGGGGGCGGGGCAGAAGUCAACAUGGCGGGGAUGCACGCUUUGGGGAUGCACAUGGUUGCUGCUGCUGCUGGUGAUGGUGGGGAUGGGAACGCCAGUUUCAGAAAGCCUCGUAGCCAAUGAAACUGACGACAGUGCCUCCUCUAUAGUUCAAGUGUUGAAUCACGUAAUUCAUGACAUCAGUGAUGCCGUUGUACAAAACCAGCAGGUUUCAAAUACCGUGACAGCCAUUAUGAAUAAACUUAAAUCCACAUUUGAUGACGCCCACUUGUCAACGCAACGAGUCAACUGGUUCCUGCAGUGCAUCUCCAAUUGUCUCAGUGGCAACCUCGAUGACCAACCGACCAUUUUAGGCGCCAAAGGCAACAUCACUGUAGAGGCUCUGUUCACGUGCAAUAGGUUCUGUAUCACCGCUGGACCUAACUUUAAUAACACAAACCACACCCAUGUCGGUAUCGCCGUCGGGCGGUGAUGACAUAACGGACUACCUGGAGUGAAGGCAGCUACUGUACGCACAACCAUAUGUAAAAUGUAAAUACAUCAGUUGUUUGAAACUAA
Molecule: messenger RNA, 667 nt
Organism: Haliotis rubra (blacklip abalone)
Lineage: Eukaryota; Metazoa; Mollusca; Gastropoda; Lepetellida; Haliotidae
Exons: 6
Coding region: 90-581 (163 amino acids)
Source: RefSeq, a predicted model, not a curated record